UAAGUGUGGAUACUUGUCCCCUCACUUUUCUCGAGGCUCUCUCUUCGAGGUUUCUGAGCUUACAACGUUGACGUUGUCGAUUUGAAUUCAUCGUGAGCCUUGGGGACCGAAUAUGUGCUGCGAAAGAUGAGCCACUGGACAUGUUACACGGACCCUGCCACCUGUUUGGAAGUAUCAGGCGCAGUGCCGACGUCUGGUGCUGACACUGAGCCAACGGAUGUGUUCUUCCCUAAUCCGACAAAUGGUGCCGGCGACGAGGGCAAACCGAAGACUACGAAGACGACGCGCACCGCUGACGACGGAAAGCCAGUGCAGACAGACGACAACACGAAGCCAGAGGCAACCAAGCCACUAGAGUCAAGCUCGAUACGACACGUAACUGUUCUAGCUACCACAGUAUCUGGGUCGACCGCCGAACCAACCAUCGCAGUCGAGACGAGUGUACCAAGUGUUGCUGCAGGUACAGCAAAUGGAAACAAUGGAUCAGGUGGGGGAGGAGGUAUGUCUCCAGGAGCUGUAGCAGGCAUUGCAGUCGCGACAGCCAUUGUCGGUGCUGCCAUUGCAUUCUUUGCUGCCUUCGUGCUGUUCAAGCGCCGAAGACCGUCGCGGCACGGACACAGCGAGUCGUCCACGAAUUUCAUAUCAAAGGGAGAACAACCUUCGUACGUCCAGAUCUCACAAGUUGGCCCCCCGCCUGUCCUCGCGGCCGCCAUUCUCCCGACAAAUCGCGGUGUCGAUCUCUCUGAUUUAUCGCAUUCUUCGGACUUCCUAGCUGCCGUGCUGCCACCAGCUGCAGACGAACAGGCAGUCAAAAGCAGAGUCACCGCAGUAUUUGGUCAGAUUCUCCAACACGUAAACGAUUUCUACCGCAAUGUACAUGCUACAUUGACGCCGAGCAUGGGAAAUGAUCUCAAGAAAUUCUGCGAUUCGUCCGUGAAUCUUGCUGAAGAGCUGGAGCACUCGUCCAUGCCUACGAUAGCGAUUAAGCACGCUCUCGUUGGCUAUCUUUUGAGUAUCAUAGCGCCGGAAGCGGAGCAACAGUCCACUCUGUUCCCCGCCGAGGUUGCAGGUCUAAGGCAGGACGAACGCUCUUUCGAAUCACCCGAUGACCAAGCCGCCUACAUCCUCUACAAACGCCUCGCUGCGCAUUUGUACGCACCUCCCAUCUCUUCCCUCCAAUCCCGCCAAUCCGACAUCCGCGAAGCAGCCGAGCACUUCGCGCUCACUUUCUUCCCCUGGGCAAAUCCCGCCUAUGCCGACCAAGACAAGGACGAGAAUCUAGUAGACGUUAUAAACAAUGCUUUAGAUCUGAGUUUGUGGCUCUUCGGACAACCGUACCUGUAUGAGUGGGUGUGGGAGGACGUGGGCAGAAGGGGAAUGGUGGUCAGUCCAGGGCUGGUGAGGGUAACAGAUGAAAGAGGCAAGAUGUUAGAUAGGCCGAGAAAAGUGGUAGACGCUGUCGUCGCAACCAGCUGAGUAUGGACACGGAAUUGAAUCUUCACGGUUGUGCAUAUCC
Messenger RNA from Paraphaeosphaeria sporulosa, 1516 nucleotides. RefSeq lists its product as uncharacterized. The transcript has 2 exons. The coding region runs from base 127 to 1476 and encodes 449 amino acids. The record is from RefSeq and is a predicted model, not a curated record. Lineage: Eukaryota; Fungi; Ascomycota; Dothideomycetes; Pleosporales; Didymosphaeriaceae.